AUGGUUCUCAAGAUCCGUCUCGCGCGCUUUGGCAAGCGCCAUGCGCCCUUCUACAACAUUGUCGUCGCCCACGCCCGAACCGCACGCGGCAGCAAACCUCUCGAAGUUCUCGGCACAUACGACCCCAUUCCGAAAACGCCUACCGACGGCAACGAGACGGCGAAGAAGUUCAAGGACAUCAAGCUCGACAUUCACCGCGCAAAGUACUGGUUGGGUGUCGGUGCUCAACCGAGCGAGCCUGCUUGGAGGUUGCUUAGCAUGAUUGGUCUCAUGGAACCGAAGUACAGACCAGGACAAGAACUCAAGAAGGAGGGUACUGUUGCAUGA
Aureobasidium melanogenum CBS 110374 is the source of this 327-nucleotide messenger RNA. RefSeq names its product ribosomal protein S16, mitochondrial. The coding region runs from base 1 to 327 and encodes 108 amino acids. The transcript has 3 exons. NCBI's taxonomy places the organism in Eukaryota, Fungi, Ascomycota, Dothideomycetes, Dothideales, Saccotheciaceae. Gene Ontology annotation, biological process: mitochondrial translation. Gene Ontology annotation, molecular function: structural constituent of ribosome. The record is from RefSeq and is a predicted model, not a curated record. Gene Ontology annotation, cellular component: mitochondrial small ribosomal subunit; ribosome.